AUGGUGAAAUCUAAAGUGUGGACAUUAAAGCAGCAGUUUGAUGGACAACCUAAAUCAUCAGACUUUGAACUUGUAGACGAAGACCUUAUACCAUCUAUAGGUAGUCUCGAAUGGAAGCUUUUGGUCUAUUUUCAGUAUUGUUCAGAAUCAGGUUAUGAAUAUAAUACACAAUUCUAUUUUUCAGAGGUCUUGGUAGAGGCAGAAUAUCUCAGCGUAGAUCCUUAUAUGAGGGUUUAUAAAAAAGAAACUGGUAAACCAAUGAUUGGUUCUGGUGUUGGAAAAGUUCUAAAAAGUGCCAACACUAGUUACAAAGAAGGACAAAAAGUGUUCGUGAAUGCUGGAUGGCGCACUCACGCAAUAGUUAGUGAUAAACAUAGCCCAUACGAAGUAAGACACCUACCACCUCUUGGUGAUUUGCCAUUAUCAGCAGGUCUUGGUGUAAUGGGCAUGCCUGGGAUGACAGCUUACUUUGGAUUUAUUGAUACAUGUAAACCUAAAAUUGGAGAGACUGUACUGGUCAAUGGUGCAGCUGGUGCAGUUGGUAGUGUUGUAGGGCAGUUAGCCAAGAUAAAGGGUUGUACGGUAAUUGGUUUUGCCGGAAGUAAAGAGAAAUGUGAUUGGUUAACAUCAUUAGGUUUCGAUCAUGUUUUUAAUUAUAAAGAAACAGACGUGAAAACAGCCCUAAAUAAGUCAGCUCCUAAAGGAGUUGAUAUCUAUUUUGAUAAUGUUGGUGGUCAAUUUACAGUUGAUGCCUUACCAUACAUGAACACUUUCGGUAGAGUACUGGUUUGUGGAGCUAUUUCUACAUAUCAUGAUGGAAGUCCAAUGUUAAUGCCCAAUCCGUUUAUGUUUAUUCUACAGAAGAAAUUAACAGUGUAUGGUUUUAUUGUAACUGAUGUUUUAAAUAGGUGGAAUGAAGCUUUCCCUGAAAUGUUACUCUGGAUACAACAGGGAAAAUUGAAAUUUCGAGAAACUGUAACAGAGGGUUUCGACAAGAUGCCAGAAGCGUUUUUCUCCUUAUUUAGUGGUGGUAAUAUUGGUAAAGCAGUAGUGAAGGUUUAA
Molecule: messenger RNA, 1062 nt
Organism: Lottia gigantea (owl limpet)
Lineage: Eukaryota; Metazoa; Mollusca; Gastropoda; Lottiidae
Exons: 9
Coding region: 1-1062 (353 amino acids)
Biological process (GO): prostaglandin metabolic process
Cellular component (GO): cytoplasm
Molecular function (GO): 2-alkenal reductase [NAD(P)H] activity; 15-oxoprostaglandin 13-reductase [NAD(P)+] activity
Source: RefSeq, a predicted model, not a curated record